Messenger RNA from Cercopithifilaria johnstoni, 2064 nucleotides. NCBI's taxonomy places the organism in Eukaryota, Metazoa, Nematoda, Chromadorea, Rhabditida, Onchocercidae. The record is from the annotation of a GenBank genome assembly.
AUGAAAGCUACUAGGCGUUAUUUGUUAUUGAGAUUUUUUUUAUUCAUAUUGGGAUCGCUUUUUGGCUAUCGGUGUUAUCUCAAGUUGACAUCGGAAUUUCCCGCGGUACCAUCCUAUAUCACUGAGUUGGAAUUGUUGAGUAUUCAGACACCAUAUUAUACCGAUGAAUGGCCAAUCAAGAUUUCUGAAUGCAAAAUGUCCCAAUGCUUUGAUUUAUCACGGUGUUUGACGCACGAUGAAUUUCGUGUAUAUGUUUAUCCGUCAGAUAAUAGCUCAUCGAUGUCCAUCGUAUACAGCAAUAUAUUAAAAGUUAUCCGAGAAAGCAUAUAUUAUACCGACGAUCCUCAAAGAGCUUGCUUGUUUGUUUUAAGCAUCGAUACCGUGGAUAGGGAUAGACGAAGCGAAAAUUAUGUAAAAUAUGUCAAUGAAUUGAUUGGGAAUUUGCCUGCUGAAAUUUGGAACCAUGGCCGCAAUCAUAUUAUAUUCAAUCUCUAUCAUGGAACAUAUCCGGAUUAUUCGGAUCAUGACCUUGGUUUUGAUACAGGCUAUGCUCUUAUCGCUCGUGCCAGUGCAAACACUCGGAUAUUCAGAGAGAAUUUUGAUCUAUCCUUUCCGCUGUUCCAUAAGGAACAUCCGUUAAGAACGACCGUAAAGGCGGAAUGGUCAUUAAAAUUAAAAGAUAAGUAUUUGGUAACUUUCAAAGGUAAACGAUACGUUUAUGGGAUUGGUUCGGAAACGCGUGACUCCCUUUAUCAUCUUCAUAAUGGACAAUCCGUAAUUAUAGUUACAACAUGUAAGCAUAACACAGAUUGGAAGAAAUAUGAGGAUGGACGUUGCGAAGAGGAUAAUGUCGAAUAUGAUCGUUGGGACUAUGAAAUGAUCAUGUCUAAUUCAACAUUUUGCCUUACACCGCGUGGACGACGUCUUGGUUCAUUUCGUUUUCUGGAAGCACUUCGAUUAGGUUGCAUCCCAGUUGUUUUAUCCGAUGACUGGGAAUUACCUUUUUCGGAAGUGAUUGACUGGCGUCAAGCAGUGGUUAUCGGUCAUGAAGAUACUGUGCUUACGAUUUCGGAUGUCUUGAGCGCUAUAUCAGUCGAUCGUAUAUUGUUUAUGAAGCAGCAGUCACGGGGCUUAUAUCAGCGAUAUUUUAGUAGUGUGGAAAAAAUUGCACUUACUUCGUUGCAGAUCAUUGAAGAACGUAUCAGAAAGCAACGAGGCGAGGAGCCGAGAAAUUGGAAUCGUUUGUUUUUACCUGCUGAAAAUUUUCAUGCAUCAGCAUCAUCAAAUGGAAAUGAUUAUACAGUCGUUCUAAGAGCUUCAAUAAAAGUAUCCGGAAGAUUGAAUCGAAUUGUAAAUUUACUCUCCGGUAUGCAUGAAGUACAAAAGAUUAUUAUACUGUGGCCCAAAAAUCGUCAGAUGAAAACUAAUUUUGACAGCUUUGGAGCAAAAGUAUUUUUGCAGCCGAGCGACUUCGACGUACACGUUGAUAUUUUAAGUCAAACUCAGGCUUUGCAAGCUGAAUUUUCGGGCAAAUUUGUCUUAUUUCUGGACGAACGUGUGCCUUUUACAGCUGAUGAUAUCCGCUUUUUAGUGGAUGCAGCAAGCGCAGAAUCUUGUCGUCUUUAUGGUUUUUAUGCUGCCGAUUCCAAGAUGCAAGGAGGAACGUCAACAAUUGAGCUUAAACCAAGCAGUCGAUAUUCGUUGAUUCUGUUCCAUCUUGCUAUAAUAAAAAGAGAAUACCUGUUGCAUUUUGAAAGAUGGAUGCCAAAACCUGCUAAGGAAAUAGCAUCGAAAUUAUCGCAUUGCUUGACUUUGUUAAUGAAUAUGAUGGUGGCGGAGUUAACCGGGCAAUCUCCUGUGUUAAUCGGCAGCAGAAUUCACGAUAAAUGGAUGCUUACCAGAAAUUAUUCUGGAUGCUUGAAUAAACUGGUUGCUGAUGUUUGGCCAUCGGGUGCAUCGUUAAUCAGUAGUCAAGCGAAAAUAAAUCCACUUCUAUAUAACGAUGAUAUUGCAGCAUUUCGAAAAAAAUACACUGGUAUGGAAGUGCAACACUUGCAAGCAUGA